AUGCUAACACAGACCAAGGUGUCCUGUGGAGAGCAAGGAAUGAGACCCAUCACCGUCUUUGGCCCUUCCGGUCGGUAUUGCCUGACCAGGGUGGUCCAAACCUUGACUGCCUGUGUGCUCCACGCCCUAAAUUUGUGGCCCAAGCACUGCACUCCCAAAGAGGCUGUGGGUUUGGCUGUCGAGGCGACCAUCAUUGGGCCAAGCGCAGAAAAUGCGAAAUAUGGACUAGCCACAGUGGCAGGCCUUGUUGCCGCAUCGCCAGCACCCUACACCGAUGUCUUGGGCCGUACCUGCCUACCUGAGAUUCGCGCACUCGGCUACAAGCGCAAAGUCCAACCAUGGGCCAAGUUGACAUCCAUCUUGUGUGCAUCUUCGUCAAGCAAUUGA
This is a messenger RNA of Gamsiella multidivaricata, 387 nucleotides long. RefSeq lists its product as uncharacterized. Bases 1 to 387 code for a protein of 128 amino acids. The record is from RefSeq and is a predicted model, not a curated record. The transcript has 5 exons. NCBI's taxonomy places the organism in Eukaryota, Fungi, Mortierellomycota, Mortierellomycetes, Mortierellales, Mortierellaceae.